Cheilinus undulatus (humphead wrasse) is the source of this 2205-nucleotide messenger RNA. It is a transcript of the gene dnai2b, whose product is annotated as dynein, axonemal, intermediate chain 2b. Gene Ontology annotation, cellular component: outer dynein arm. The transcript is spliced from 13 exons. Gene Ontology annotation, molecular function: dynein light chain binding; dynein heavy chain binding. The coding region runs from base 124 to 1908 and encodes 594 amino acids. The record is from RefSeq and is a predicted model, not a curated record. Gene Ontology annotation, biological process: cilium movement; outer dynein arm assembly. NCBI's taxonomy places the organism in Eukaryota, Metazoa, Chordata, Actinopteri, Labriformes, Labridae.
GGCGUUGCUAGGAUACGGCAAAUUGAGCUCAGAGGAAGUUGGACUGCGUUUGAACCGAGUUUAGAGUUAGCUAGAUCCAUAAAACCGUGUUAAGUCCGCAGUCUGAGCCCACUUUCUGUUAACAUGGAGAUUGUCCAUGUGUACUCCAGGCCCCGUGCUGAGUUCGGCCGUCAGUGUCUCUUCUCCGACCGGCCUGCUGAGCUCCUGGUGGACAUUCCUCCGGAUCCGAGCCUGGCUCUGCUCUAUAUCCAGAAAACCCCCCGGGACCAGGCCCUGCAGGCUCGCUGGGAGAUGUCCGAGCACCAGGUGAACACGGAGCGCUUCGAGUCAGAGAGCCGUGGGAUUAACCACGUGGAGGGGGGGUGGCCCAAAGACAUCAACCCCCAGGAGAUGGAGCAGACCAUCCGCUUCAGGAAGAAGGUGGAGAAGGACGAAGGCUACAUCACCAGCGUGGUCCAGCUAGGACAGGUCAUGGAGCACUGCAUCCGCCAGAACAACGCCAUCGACAUUUACCAGGAGUACUUUGAAGAGGAGGAGGAAGAGGAGGAGAACCAGGAGCCGCCAUCCGCCAAGACCAUCAACGUGUUCAGAGAUCCUAACGAGCUGAGCAGAACCGUCACCGGGCUCUCGUGGCAUCCGGACGGCGGCAGGAAGUUGGCAGCUGCCUACUCCUGCCUGGAGUUCCAGAAAGCGUCCAGAGAGCUGAGCCUGGACUCGUACAUCUGGGACAUCGAGAACCCAAACAAACCAGAGACGACCCUGAGACCGCCCUCGGCCCUGGUCUGUGUAGACUACAACCCUAAAGACCCCCACACCCUGCUGGGCGGGGCUUAUAACGGACAGAUCGUGUUCUGGGACACCCGGAGAGGAAGCACACCUGUGGAGGUGUCCUCUGUGGAGACGAGUCACCGAGACCCCGCCUACAAAAUCCUCUGGAUCCAAUCAAAGACUGGGACGGACGCUUUCUCCGCCUCCACUGAUGGACAGGUGCUGUGGUGGGACGUGCGCCGGCUUAGCGAGCCCACGGACCGACUGGUUCUGGACCCGAGCAGGGAAGGGAACCUGGACCGAGCUUUAGGAGCCGUCUCCCUGGAGUUUGAGUCCACCAUGCCGACCAAGUUCAUGGUGGGGACGGAGCAGGGCGUGGUCAUCUCCUGUAACAGGAAGGCGAAGACUCCAGCAGAGAAGAUCGUUUGUACGUAUGAUGGUCAUCAUGGACCCGUCUACGCCCUCCAGAGGAACCCCUUCUUCCCCAAAAACUUCCUGACCGUGGGGGACUGGACAGCUCGAAUCUGGUCUGAGGACAUCAAGGAGUCCUCCAUCAUGUGGACCAGGUAUCAGACUUCCUACCUCUGUGACGCCUGCUGGAGUCCCGUCAGACCGUCUGUGUUUUUCACAGUGAAGAUGGACGGCUCAUUGGAUGUCUGGGACAUCCUGUUCAAACAGAACGACCCCACUCUCAGCAUCAAGGUGUGUGAUGAGCCCCUGUACAGCCUGCGUCUCCAGGACAACGGACGUCUGGUGGCGUGCGGCUCUCAGGGGGGCGGGGCCACGCUGCUAGAGGUGUGCCCAGGACUGUCGACCCUCCAGAAGAACGAGAAGAGUCUGCUGGCAGCCAUGUUCGAGCGCGAGACGAAGCGAGAGAAGAUCCUGGAGGCGCGGCAGAGAGAGAUCCGCCUGAAGGAGAGGAGCCGCUCAGAGCAGAGCCGAGAGGACGACGGGGGACGGGAGGACGGCGAGGACGGCCCCGAUCAGCUGAUCGCACGAGCUGAGGACGACUUCUACAGCCUGGUGGAGGCGGAGCAACGCAGGAGGAGGGAGCGAGAGGCCCAGAGCAACCAGAAUGGUGUCGCUGAGGAUAAAACAGGAACAUCUGACGUGUUUGAAAAUGGAACCUCACAUGAUUAGGAUUAUUGAUUAUAUUAUUAUUGAUUAUUUAUUACAGAUUUAUCCUGAUCAGUUUCAUAUUGUGAAGAUUUAUUUUUCAGCAUAGAUUUAAUAAAAGUUUCUUCAAUAAAACAACGUUGAUAUUUUUAGAAAGGUUUUUAGAACGGAAACAGGCGGACAUGUGAAAGGUUGUUGAUUGAUCUGAUCCUCAGUCUAACAUUGAUAAUCAAUAAUAUUAAUAGAAGUGAGACUGUGGUUUCUCUGGUUCUGUCUUAUUGUAAUAAACUGACAUUGUAAAUAUGAAGCUCCAUUCUUUUU